Trypanosoma theileri is the source of this 3501-nucleotide messenger RNA. RefSeq lists its product as uncharacterized. The record is from RefSeq and is a predicted model, not a curated record. Bases 1 to 3501 code for a protein of 1166 amino acids. Gene Ontology annotation, cellular component: Pwp2p-containing subcomplex of 90S preribosome; small-subunit processome. The transcript has a single exon. Gene Ontology annotation, biological process: maturation of SSU-rRNA. NCBI's taxonomy places the organism in Eukaryota, Euglenozoa, Kinetoplastea, Trypanosomatida, Trypanosomatidae. Gene Ontology annotation, molecular function: snoRNA binding; protein binding.
AUGGUAGGGAAAACAUACCUUCGGUACACGGUUGGUCCGCAGGGCGGGGCAGUCGCCAGCAAUGCGUCCUUAUCCCUAUGCAGCGUUCUUGCACGUCCAUCCUAUGCAGAUCAGACGACCUCAGGCAAUAAUAAGAGUAGAGCUCGACAGCGAGAUACGGCGGCAGCUGUUUUAUUCGCUGCCAGUCUUGAAGCUGUUCGUGUCUACUCUGUUCGCAGUGGGGUCUUGCAGCAUACACUCAUACCAGCGGAAUCCAAGAUGCCGUUGGAAGUCACUACACUCCGUGUGGUGCCAUUGGAAGCCGUAACUGUAUCCUCCAAUCCACGUAUUGAAGAAAGUGGGUGGAUGGUAAUGGUUGGAUAUCAGAAUGGUCAUGUCGCUGUCUUCUCAUGUGGACCGACAGUUAAUUAUGGCCUUCCUGUCUGUCGUUUCUAUGCACUUGGACACAAGUCAGACACCGCUGUUCUUGCCCUCGCCGUGGAUCCCCAACGCACCUGUAUGUGCAGUGGUGGACAAGACACAGAUCUCACGGUUUGGGAUCUCGUCACUCAAGAGGCCUCUUUCCGACUACGUGGACAUCGUGGUGGUGUUGUGGGCGUUGAGUUUGUCCCACAGGAAGGUGCAGCUGCCGCCGUUGGAGGUGUAGGUAUGGGAAUGGUUGUAACUGGAGCAGCAGAUGGACUUAUUAAGGUUUGGGAUAUUGGUAUUCGACAAUGUGUGCAGACACUUGUUGCAUCCGAUGCACAGGUCUCCUCCAUUUGUUUGGACAGUGCUGGAAGGCGUUUAUAUUGUGGAUUACGUGAGAGUCAAUUAAAGGUCUUUAACACAGAAGCUCUUACGAAAAUAGAGGAGAAGAAAAGGAAUAAUGAUGAAGUUGAAGAAGAGGCAAUGGUAGUAGAACAUGGCAGUAUCCCACGUAAACUUCAAAAACCUGUUACUUCUAUCUCUUUUUCACAUGAUGGUGUUUUUAUGUUGGCAUGUACAAGUAAAACAUUGGAAGUAUUUCGUAUUUUAACCCGAGAAGAUGUUCGAAAGAAAGUCUCACGCAAACGUAAGCGACGUGCGGCGAAGAAAGAGAAUGAAUUGGGAGAUGAAGAAGAAGAAGAUAAUGAUGAUAAUGAAGAAGAACAGGAAAAGCGACGUAUGGCAAAAAAUGGAGAGAUAAAGGGUGAAACUGCAGAUAACAAUGGUAAUACCAAUGGUAAUAGCAAAAAGAAGACUCCACAUCAUAGUGCUGGUGGUACUAGUAGCAGCAGUGGUCCUACAACUUCUUCUUUACCUACAGCUACCGCUACGGAGGAAGUUGUACUCUUACGAACAUUCUUUAUGGAUGAGAAGGUACGAAGUGCUUGUUUCGUCCCACCGUCCAGCACUAUUGGUAGUGGUGGUGGUAGUGGUCUACGUGACAGUGGUCGUCUACAUAUUGCUGUCACUUUUAAUAACAAUAAUAUUCGCACAUACACCACAUCUUUAACUACAAGCGAAUUGGAAGGUGCCGCUACAUGGGCUCUUGAUGAUCUUACCCAACGUCACACCCUACAAGAGGGACAUCAAUCAGAUAUUCGUGAACUCCUCCUAGUUGAGGAUGAUACUGCAUUACUUUCUUUAAGUGCAGAGAAACUUAUGUUAUGGAAUGUUUCCAUCACCGGUAAUCAAGAUUCUUACUAUGAUGGUGAUAAUGGGGCCAUGAGUACCAAUCCACAUGACUAUUAUGAUGCGAAGGAGGCAAAUGUACGACAUCCCACCGCUGUGGGGGCCUUAACCUGCACAAGUCACAUCCCACUACAAGACGCAGUAUCCAUGGCAGCCAUCUCGCCAAGUUUAUGUUGUGUAGGACAAAAAGAUGGAGCUGUAUUACUUGUGGAUGUACCAGCAGCUGCAGUGGUGUUUGCAGAGACAGGUGUACACGUUGGUGGAGUACGGCACAUCGCACGGCGAACAGAUGGAAGUGGAUUUGUUACUAUUGGUGCCGACCGUCGUCUUAUUGUGUGGACACUCGCACUCGUUAAAGAUGAGAAUGAAAAGAAGGAAGACGGUAAUGAAGAUAAUAAUAAUGAUGAUGAUGAUGAUGAUGAUGAUGAAGAAAGAGGCCGACGUGGUGGUAACAGGCGUAAACAUAAUAAUAACCACAAAAAGAAUGUUAAUGAUGAGGAUGAGGAAGAGGAUAAAAAAAAUAAGCAUAAGGAGGGACAUCCUCCUAAGAGGUCUGUUCAGGCCAAACCACAAUUAUUGCAGUCGAUGGAAAUUGAGCUUACGGAGUCUCCACUCUUUCUUGCCUUUAGUCCAGACAAUCGCUUUAUGGCGGUGGGUCUUCAGAACACAAAUAUUCAACUCUUCUUCGCUGAUACAAUGAAACCGUAUCUUGUGCUUUUUGGUCAUAAAUUACCACCAACCGCAGCCGCAUUCAGUACAGAUGGCACACUUGUGGCCUCUGUGGGUAUGGAUAAAUCUCUUCGAUUGUGGGGUACAGAUUUUGGUGAUUGUCAUCGUGCUAUUCAUGCACAUGAUGACUACGUCACUCAAGUGGCCUUUUUAGAAGGUACACAUCAACUGUUAACAGUCUCACUGGAUGGAUCUGUCAAACACUGGGAUGGAGAUAAUUGGACUAUGAUUCAGGUAUUCCGUCAACAUCAACGUGGGGUAUGGGGACUGGCCGCCACAGCAAAUGGAACCUGUAUUGCAACAGCUGGAAUGGAUAAAUGUAUUCGAUGCUUCCUCCGUACACAAGAUAUUGUAUUUCCUGAGGAAGAAGAAGAACGUAUGGCACAAGAGGCAAUGGAUGAGGAAGCAGCGAAACGUACAGCUAUGCAAACACUUGAACAGCAGAAUCCAGAAGUUGGUGUGGCUGGACAAGUUACAACUGCCACUACGGCUGCUGCGGAGAAACUAAUGGAAGCACUUGAUCUUGUCAGUAUAGAACUACAACGUCGUGAGAAUAGAGAAGACCUUGCCCCACCACAUCCAUUACUUGCAAAUAAAUCGGUGUGGGAAUAUCUCUGGUCUAUCAUUGAGAGUGUACGCCCAAGUGAACUACGCCAUGCUCUCUCUUCACUCACCAGUACUCAUGUGGAUGCCCUACUUAAUUAUCUUGAAACCAUGCUAGAGGAACGGGCGGUGUUAAACUAUGAGAUUGCUGCGAAGAUUGUAUUGGCGCUUGUAACGGUCUCACCGGGCACUUGUGCGGGUGGAGCGGGUGCGGCUGCCGCCUCUGCACGUGCGGCGAUUGCGGGUGAAGUGUCGGAGGCGCAUGGGGCCCGUAGACUCGCCGCCCUUCGCCGUUUGAUUUCCGAAGGACUUGACCGCACCGUUGGGCGAAUGGAUUACAAUAUAGCGGGACUUCAGUUUGUGCGGCAGGUGGUGGAGGAUAAGGAGAAGGCACGCUUCUUUGAUUUGAGUAAGAUACAGGGAUAUAAGAAGAAGUAUCAUACCCGGGCGUUGACAUCCAGUGGGAAUGAAGAAAAGCAACAACAACAUCAACAACAACAGCGUAAGGUGAGGUGA